CGGACCGAGGAGACACUGUCAGUGUCAAGGCAAGUGAGACAAGGCACAGGAAUCUGUCCAGCGUUGAAGGAAUGCCGUGAGCUGAACACCCUGUUAAAACCCAGUGAUUAACUUUAAAAAGAGAGACCUGAGGAAGUGCAAGAACGGGAUGCUUCACAGAGGAUUUAGUUUGCCUGCUUGUUUUUUGUAAAAAUCUAAAUUUUGAAGGAUUUAAUAAUAUUAUUUCAGUAGUGUUUGGUGCGAGCAUUUGAGAGUUUCUAAUUUGUUUGAUUUGACUUUUUGAGUAUUGGAUCAACAAGUUAGUUUGCUAAUUUGCUUUGUGCAGUUUGUAUUUUAGUACAUUAGAGGAUAAUAUGAGUUGCAAGACAACAGGCUGCUCUUUUAUUUAUGUUUAUUGAUUAUUUUCAUUUGUUAGUUUGUUUAGAUAACCAAGUGGUUAUCUAAAUAUUUUCGUGACUUUAAGAGUUGUUUGUGAGUGUGGGAGCUGAUAUUCUUAUGCCCAUGGCUGUCCCGGAACCUGUUGCCACCCGGAGGUUGGCACUGGACUGUCGUACCCUGCUGGAUCACCGCCCGAGCCGUGGGGUGUGUGGUUGUUGUGGGGCGCUGAGGCCACGCUACAAGAGACUAGUGGACAACAUCUUCCCUGAAGACCCUGAGGAUGGGUUGGUAAAGGCUAACAUGGAGAAGCUCACUUUUUACGCCCUGUCAGCUCCAGAGAAGUUGGAUCGGAUCGGGGCGUACCUGUCUGAGAGGCUGUCCCGUGAUGUAGCUAGACACCGUUAUGGGUAUGUGUGUAUUGCGAUGGAAGCCCUCGACCAGCUGCUAAUGGCCUGCCACUGUCAGAGUAUCAACCUGUUUGUGGAGAGUUUCCUGAAGAUGGUGCGAAAACUCCUGGAGGCUGACAAGCCCAACCUGCAAAUCCUGGGGACAAACUCAUUUGUGAAGUUUGCUAACAUCGAGGAGGACACCCCCUCGUAUCAUCGCAGUUAUGAUUUCUUCGUGUCACGGUUUAGCGAGAUGUGCCAUUCCAGCUAUGAGGAUCCUGACAUCCGCACCAAAAUCCGAAUGGCUGGCAUCAAAGGUCUGCAGGGGGUAGUGAGGAAGACCGUAAACGAUGAGUUGCAGGCGAACAUCUGGGACCCUCAGCACAUGGACAAGAUCGUCCCCUCGCUGCUCUUCAACCUGCAGUCUGGUGAAGGCACAGAGAGUCGCUCUCCCUCCCCGCUGCAGGCCAGUGAGAAGGAGAAAGAAAGCCCAGCCGAGCUGACAGAGCGCUGCUUUCGGGAACUGCUGGGCCGUGCCGCCUAUGGCAACAUCAAGAACGCAGUCACCCCUGUGCUUAUGCAUCUUGAUAAUCACUCUCUGUGGGAAGGCAAAACAUUUGCAGUGCGCUGCUUUAAGAUCAUCAUGUACUCCAUUCAGUCUCAGCAUUCUCAUCUAGUCAUCCAGCAGCUCUUGGGCCAUUUAGAUGCCAACAGUAAGAGCUCAGCCACAGUGCGUGCUGGGAUUGUUGAGGUCCUUCUGGAGGCGGCUGCCAUCGCUGCCAGUGGCUCUGUUGGCCCCACAGUGCUGGAGGUGUUCAACACGCUGCUCCGGCAUCUGAGGCUCAGUGUGGACUAUGAACUCACAGGAUCCUACGACUGCACCAACCUCGGCACCAAGAUCAUCAAGGAGCACGAGGAGAGACAGCUACAGGAAGCCGUCAUCAGGACUAUCGGCUCAUUUGCAAACACGUUACCCACGUAUCAGCGCUCUGAAGUGAUGCUCUUCAUCAUGGGAAAGAUCCCCAUUCCAGGCAUGCAUCUCACACUGCCCUCUACAGGCUCAGGGCUUGAAGGCAACCGUAUGAUCCAAGUCAUGCUGUUGAAGUCCUUGAGACAGGUCACAUGUGGCUUCCAGACGACUAACAUGCUGACAGCUCUGCCCAACUCCUUUCUGGACCCAUUGUUGUCAUUUGCUCUGCUAGAGGAUGCAGAAAUUCGGCUGCUGGUGCUGGAAAUUCUGGUCAGCCUCAUUGACCGCCAUGACAACCUCCCCAAGUUCUCCACCAUCAGUAUCAUCUCUGAUAUCUCUGUGCUUAAACUCAAAGUGGACAAGUGCUCACGUCAAGACAACCUCUUCAUGAAGAAGCAUGCGCAGCAUCUGUACAGACACAUCUACCUGUGCAGUAAGGAACAGAGCAGCGUGCAGCCUCACUUUGAGAAGCUCUACUCACUCCUGGCCCUCAUCAGCAUGGAGCUGGCCAACGAGGAGGUGGUGGUGGACCUUAUCCGUGUGGCGCUCGCUCUACAGGACUUGGCUCUGAGCAGUGAGGAGAUGUUACCGGUGUAUAACCGCUGUGCUGUUCAUGCCCUGUCCUCUGCUUACCUCAAUCUCAUCAGUCAGCUCACCACCGUUCCUGCGUUCUGCCAGCAUGUUCAUGAGGUGAUUGAAAUGAGACAAAAAGAAUUUCCUUACCUGUUACCUGAGGACGUCUUCAUUAAAAACGCAAAGAUUCCUAAGACACUGGAGAAGCUGGAAGGAGAGGUGUUGUUCCAACAGGCCAAGAUCGCUGAGGUUCUUGGAGGAAGUGGCUACAACACUGAACGACUAGCUACACCUUAUGUCCCACAGUUUACAGAUGAGGACCGGCUCUCAAAGAGAAAGAGUGUUGGAGAAACAAUAUCUCUCCAGGUGGAGGUAGAGUCCAGAAACAGUCCCGACAAAGAGGAGAGAACACCAGCUGAAGAAAUCACUUUUGAAACACUAAAAAACGCCAUCGUGGACAGUGUAGGCGUAGAGGAACAGGAGAAGGAACGCAGGAGACAGGUGGUUGAGAAGUUCCAGAAGGCCCCCUUUGAGGAAAUAGCUGCCCACUGUGGUGCCAGAGCUUCAAUGCUGCAGAGCAAACUUAAUCAAAUCUUUGAAAUCACGAUCAGGCCUCCUCCCAGUCCAUCUGGAACCAUCACAUCAAGUUACGGCCAAACCCAGAGUCGCUCUGUCCCCGUUUAUGAGAUGAAGUUCCCGGACUUGUGCGUUUACUAGUGCAGCUCAACUCAGGAUUCAGGAACCUUCAGUAGCAGCAAGAGGUGCAGGGAGCUGGAGGGUUUUAACUAUUAAAUUAUAUUUUUAUGUUUUUAAUGCAGGAAAACUAAGAGGUCAGCCCUCCUCUAUCCUAUAAGCCUCAUUGCUGUAUUGUCCCGUUCCCCCGCCUAUGCUGUUACUGUAGACAGUAACUGUUGGAAGAAUUUCGAACAUUUGGGUUCAGUUACGCUGAGUUUUCCGUAUGUACAAAUAUUUCCCACAUAUUCUUGGUUAUUCUGCUCCUCCAUAGCUCACAUAGACAUGUAUUUGGGCAAGUAUUGCAGCAAAAUUCAACGGGGGCACAAAACCUAUUAAGAACAUGUCUGGGUUAUAUUUCACCCCUAAAAUCAGAAGGAAGAAAUAAUAAAUUAUAUUUUGAAUUUUUUUUUUUUUUUUUUUUUUUGCAAUGUGACAUUGUUUUCAUGACAAUUAAUUUCAGUGCUGAUUUCAAUUACAAAUCAUUUCAUUACAGUCAUUCCUUAUUGUAAUAAAACUAUAGUAAAAUCACCGGUAUUUAAGGCGGUAUUUAUUAUUUUGGAAGUGAAUAGUAUUUAAUUGUCAUAAAAAAUAAUGUUGUGAUGCAAAAAAAUCUUAAUAAUCAUAAAAUAGGCUUCAUUUUGUAUAUAUAUGUGUGUGUGUGUGUGUGUGUGUAUAUAUAUAUAUAUAUAUAUAUAUAAUAUACACACACAUAUAUGUACAUAUAUAUGUAUACACACACACUUUUUUUAUCGUACAAUAAAUUAUGAUGAAGAGGAGUUUUAUAGAGAAAAAGGUGAAACUUCCCCCUUUGUCAUCUCAUGAUAAUUUGUGACAAAUCAAGCUUACAAACCUUUCUACCACUUUCUACCAGAGUUUAAAUCCUAUUAGUAUCAAUGAAGCCCAUUUAUUACACAACACGUCUCUCGAAUGAUUUUUACUUGUUGGUGCUAAUUUUUGUUCCUAGUAGUUUGAACAUUUAGUGAAUUAACUUUUUAUUGUUUUCUUUAAACAUUGGAAGCUUAUUAUCACAAAGUGUUCUCAGUCUGUGUAGAUAUCUGGAGUUUGGAUCACUGGAGGUGACUGUCUUAUGUGUUAAACACAGUUAAGUGGUGUUAAGGAGCUCUGGUGCUCAAAAAACUAUUUAAUUAACACUUUUUUCUAUUUAUCUAACCAUACUCAUUUGCAUUCAUCUGUAACCUGCUAAGUUGUGCUUAUUUUUGAGUGCUUCCGCACAGUGUUGUGGCAUUAGACAAUUUUUUAAAUUAUUUUUAUUUUGUAAACAUAAGCAUAAUUUUUACUGUGUAUAUAAAGUUGUGUAUAAGGUCUAUGAAUAUAUGUAAAUAGCUGUUUAUUAGUUUUAGAAUGCUCUGGUUUAGUCCUUGUUUGGUCAUUGUCUGAAUGAGAGUGUGUAUUUCCUCAUAAAGAACAAAUCAAUAUGACGCCUUCUUUUUUAUAGAGUUUGCAAAAUUCAUAGAUAUGUUUUUGUGAUUGACUGCUAGCUCCAGGGUUCAGAGGAAAAUGAAGAAAAAACAGUCUAUCAGGAAAGGCAACAUCGCCAUUCAUCACACUCCUGGUCAAACAUAUUUUUUUGAUGUCAUUUGAAUUACAUAAAUCUCUACAAAUAUCCCAGAUCAUCCCGAGAGAUAUUUUAGGGCUGAUCUGCGUCUAAACGUAUAAUAGUUUAAGGAUAAUAUACAGCCGGGGUUUAUUUUGCUAUUGUGACCGUCUGACUGUACAUUAUCCUGCUUAUUACAUCCUGCUAAUUACCAAAUAGAAAAAUAUAUGGAUAUGAAAUAUUCAUUCUGAGUGGAUAUUAUUUAAUUAUUUUAAUUGUAGAUUAGCUUCCUUGUAGAUGUGCUAAGAAAAACGUCCAUUAGCAACAAGACCUGCAAUACAACAAUAUUACAAUAUUAAUUUAUAUAUAGUAUUUUUAAUCUGCAAUCCAAGUUAUGUUUUUUUAUGGACUAGUUAGCUAACAUAUUUAUCUACAACGUAACAAGUCUUCCUGUAUUUUAAGUUCUCUCUCAUCCAGCUCUUUGUGUUUCUUACCAGUUCAUUGUUCUUCCAAGCUAUUUCUUUCUUUCUUUCUUUCUUCUAGCCACCUAUCAAAGAUUUUAUCUUCACAGUAAAAUUAAGUUGGUAACUGUUUUGAGUUGCCAUUGAGCUAUUCUAACUUGUUUUGGUCUGAAAAGCGAGCGUGUGGUGUGAUACGAAAAACAUACUAUGGUCAGAUUCACAGUUUAGCGGUCAUUAUACAAAAUUUCUCCUAUUGGCUAAUAAGAAUCAAGUAUUUUAGAGGCUGUAUAAUAAAUUAUAUUUUUACUAUUUGAUGGAAAACUUUAAACCUGUAAGUGUGAAACCUUCCGUUUUCCUCUUGUCUUUCAAAUUAUUCAUGUUUAGCUAGCAGACAUUUGUGUGUUUCUGCAUAUUUUAGUCCCAUUAUGUGAAAGGACUAUUUUUUGUAUGGCUGUGGAUUUUAUAGUGCCAUUAACUGAACUGCUGUGCUUUUUCUAGAGGAUUCUCUCAGCAUGCUGUUAUUUAUGUCAUCAAUUGGUGACUGCAUACAGUAUAUGUUUUAAGUAUUACAGAUUAAAUCAUUUUUGCCAUGAAUUCAUUAUUCGUUUAUAUUACACAGACAGAGCAGUAGAUAUUUUAAUGAUCCAACAAAAAUAACCAGAGAUACCUAAAAAGUAAAUGCUCUGAUUCCUGUAGUCUGUAGUGUCUUUACCCUAGUAUUAGUCACUGCCGUCCUUAGUAUUAGUAUGCAUUUGCUAUAUGAGUAUUUCCUUGAAAUGAAUCUGAAGUGUAGCUCUUGCCCCGAUUAUAUCUGUGUAAAUGCUCAGUAGUUCUGUAAAUACAUCUCACAUUUCUUCAGCAUUGGAGUUCAGUAAUGGAUUUAAUGUCUGUAAGAAUGGUAAUUUCUGGGCUGUGACGUGUCAAAGUUUGUCAUUUAUUAUGUCUUUGCAAUUUAAGUGUCAUUUCUGAUGUAAAUGGAGUCUUAAAUUGGAGAGCUCUGUUUCUGAGCUGUGUGUAGCACUGAUGAAAUAUCAAUCACAAUGUCUGUUUCUUUUUCUAAUGAAUGAAAGUUUUCCCUCUGAUUUGUUUGUGGUUAAACUGCAAAUAGACAAUAAAACAUUUUCAAUACAA
Messenger RNA from Ctenopharyngodon idella (grass carp), 6189 nucleotides. It is a transcript of the gene efr3bb, whose product is annotated as EFR3 homolog Bb (S. cerevisiae). The record is from RefSeq and is a predicted model, not a curated record. NCBI's taxonomy places the organism in Eukaryota, Metazoa, Chordata, Actinopteri, Cypriniformes, Xenocyprididae. Gene Ontology annotation, cellular component: plasma membrane. Gene Ontology annotation, biological process: protein localization to plasma membrane. The transcript is spliced from 23 exons. The coding region runs from base 496 to 3024 and encodes 842 amino acids.